AAAACUUGGCAGAUUAGUAUCGCGAUCAUCGACGAGAGUUUGUUAUUUUUCGAAGACGAAGCUAUAGAUGCGAGUCAACGAUAUUGAGGCACGCGAGCGAAAUAACACUUUGACAAGUAGUACAAUUACGAUUAAUCUAAUUGUGAUCCGUGUAAUCUCAGUAAUCGCGUAAUUUCCUGUAAAAUUGCUCGUGGCAAUUAUGGUGUAUUGAUACGCGCUGAAUGAACGUCGCCAAACACUACGCUUAUCUCGGCCCGUUCUAGCAAAGAACACUCACGAAAUAACUUUCACAUAGCUUACCGUUAUUUGAGGAAUGUGUCGAUAUAUUUUAACCUUUGCAGCUUGCGGGCUUUGAGAAAGGGCACGGUGUUAAUGAUACAUCCGGCUUUUUCUUAAAACUCGCAUUAAACAAACUGGAAUGCGUGAAAGAGCUUAAAAUACCUGUCUCUUUUAAUUUUUUAGAAUAUUAAUUUAUAGAAUUUUCUAUCUUCUAUCUCGUUUUAUAUUAUUUAUUGCUAAUUUUGCAUGAGGAUAUGAUAUCGGAGAUAUGUUCGUUGCCAGUUAGCUCUGCAGAUUUAUUACAUAAAUGAGAAAAGAUAGCCGACAAGCUAUCCCUUAUAACUCGACAUUAUUAGUAAAAGACAUUUUAACUGCUGUAAAAAAUUGCAAUUUUUUUAGAGGAUUACUUAUACAUGACUUACAUCUGAAUAUAACUCAAAAUGUCAAAAAAGUGUAGUUACAUUAUUUUUAAUGGGGUGUUAUCAAAUUAUAAAUAUUUAUUCCAAAGCAAUUGAAUUACAGCAUGUCAAGUAUAAAAUUCGUUCAGGUAAUUCAAGUCCAAUAAUUUUCGCUUGUUUUCUAAAUGUGACAAUAAUAUAUGAUUAAGUACACUAUAUUGAUACGAUAUAGUGCAAAGUGUCUAUUGAUUUUAGAUAGAACAUUUGGCGUACUUGUGCUGUGUUUCUUACAGGCUAUCUUUUCUCAAAUUUUUAAGUGAAAAUCGGAAAGAUUACUAUACCAGGGCAGAGGAGGAUCAUUCGUGGUCAAGGUCACUCGACCGAGUACGAUGGCCCCUCUACUGACCUACUGACAGAUUUGGACAAGCGCCCGGUUUGUGGCUCAAAUGCGUUCACAAGCCAACUCAUGUGUCGCUGUUAUGCGUCCGUGCGUCUACCUUGACCGAUAUGUCCGUGUGUAUACACACAUAUGACCCAUGCACGAGCCGAUCGAAGACCGUUAUCGGCUCGCGGACAGUGCACGGCGCGGCGAGAGGCCAGUCAUCGUACUUGUCGUCGACACAUAUUUUAGGCCCCAGAUGACGGUUAUAACUGGUGAAUUUUGCUCUCACCCUUUCCCUUCUUCGAUACGCUUUUUCUCGACCCGCCACGUGUUCAUCGAUAGGAUUAAUCUUAGUUCCCGGCGUGUAUUCUUCAUCGGACUUUCUAACGUGCGUCUUUGAAACCGCUACUUUGACUUAACUACCUUGACUAACCUUUUUAUUUCAUAAAGAAUUAAUUUUCCGUACUGUUACAAUUUUUAGUAUUUUUUAUUGCAAGAUAUUUGUUUAUCAUAAGAAAUAUAUUAUAGAGAGAAUAAUAAAAAGACAUACGAGAGUCUGAUGGCAAGCGAUAAAGUGACAACGAUACUUGGGCACUACGGCACGAUAGGAAAUGUGAAUCGGAAGCGACACAUCGCGCAUUGCUACAGGAUAGGCAAUCGAUACACAGCGUGCACUCGUCCGCGGCAACUCGACCGUUACGUUCUUACGUUAUACGCGAACGAAAAAGUCGCAUUAAUGUAACGGACCAUCGUCCAUGUCACGGCGUUCGACUUGCGUAUCCGUAUCUACGUCGAACGUAUUUCCUGCACAUUGUACGAUUCAUAUGUGCUUGAUUCAUGCGCGCGUAUGACGUAGACAAUUCUGAGCGGUGUAUGUUAAAUACCGGAGGUGCUUCUCAGGAAGCCAGGUGCCACAAAUAAAGUUCGCGGAAAGCAAAGCCGCACGAACAAUUGUGAAGGUCUAACUUAAUAAAAUUUAAUAAAGCAGUUUUUUUUCUCAAUGAUGAAAUUAAAAUUGUUGUUGCGGAAGCCAAUCUUUAUAUAUGAUGAACGAUUGACCUCUGAUAAAAGAUAUCUAGAUAAAAUUUUAAUUUUGUGGAUGUCACAUAAAAAAUAAGAAAUACUAUGUUGUCAGAUUUUAAUACCGCUUGUGACUAUCAUACUAAGUAUUUGAACAGUUUUCAAUAAAUAAGAAUAAAUGGGAGAAAAUUCUAUUUUCAGAUGUCGAUUAUUGGUAUUUUAAUUUUUUAUUCUUCGAAAUUUCUCGACGUUUAUUGAAAACGAGUUGCGUGUUUAAUAUAUAUGUGUGCGUGCGUGUGCGUAUGGCUAUAGUUAUAUAAGAAAAAUAAAAUAGUAGCAUAAUUAAAUAUAGUUAAUGUGUCCUUUCCUCUCCUCAGUUGAAAUGCACAUUACAAUAUUCUAAAGAAUUUUGCUUUGACGCUUUGUUAACAGACCAAUUGAUAGAAGAUUGUAACAUUACAUUACAUUUGUUACGUAUUUCACAUGUUAAUAUAAAAAUAUUUGUAAAAAUGUAAGUUUUUGUCAUUAUUUCCAUGCGUUUGAAGAUAAAUCACCUUGUUCGCUUUUUCUCGGUUAAUUUCAAUACAUGAUAAACCGGACAUGAAUACCAAUACUUGCAAUACACGGAAAGAAUUUCUCUUUUUCUCUCUAUGAAUAGUAUAAUAAAAAUAAAAAUAUGGAGAAUGUUAUGCGACUUACGUUUUUAAGAAACGGUCAAACGAUUCCAUAGGUGUGUCACUGACUUGAAUGUGAAACUUAAACCAAAAGAAGUGACAUACUGGUAUGACCCUCUUUUUAAAGAAGAACACAUUUUUGCGUAAGAAAAUUGGGUCAAAAAAUUUUCAAUCUUGAAUUAUAAGUAUACUGCAAAAUCCCAGUAAAAAAGCAUAUAUUUCUAUGAAAUUAUAUUAUGAAUUUUCCAAGACGAAAGAAAUUUGCCCAUUUUACGAUCAAUUACUUCUUUGCAACUCAAAAUAUUCACAUAAAAGCUGUAUUUAAAUUUUAAAGAACGGUCUGUCACUGGCAUUGUCUCACAUAUGCCAAUUCCUAUAAAAAAAAUUGAAAUACUGUUUUAUUUCAUGUACCGUUUUCUACGGUCUCUUCGUGAUUUACGAUGCAAAGUUUGUUGGCUAUAAAGUCCUGAAAAAUUCGUUUUUGUUUGAUAUAAUAUCGAUAAUAUUUUACGUUCUCGUAAAGAUUCUUUUCACGUUAUGUUAUAACGGGUUCUUUCUAACCCAUUAGUAAAUAGCACUUUGAAACAUGGGGCAUGUAUACCGUGAUGUCAAAUGUGAAUGGUAAUCAUUUUGUAGUAAUCGAGUCAUCUGUCAGUUCUAUUAAGACGAAAGAAAGGCUGGCCGACAUGUCGAAACCUGAAAACAGGUAAACCAGUUUUUCGGAGGUCACAGAUAUUAUUCGGGAUCGGUAGACUUCCGAGAAAACAUAAGAGAAAUCGCUCGUAAAGGUGUGCAAUUGUGCUUGAACUCGUGACUAAUUCGAUUAGACUUGAACGAGUGAUCUUUGCUGACGUCAUAACCGAAGAUAGUUUCCAUAUGAAAAGUAGAUCAUGCAAAAAAGAUUUAGUAAAAAUCGCUGCUUCUUACACUUGACGAUUAAAUGAAUAUGAAAGAGUAAUCUUGCUUAAUCAAUCUAUAUUUAAUUUCCUUGCUGUCAUAAAAGACCGUACUUGCUACAAGACUUGCUUGUAGAAACCUUCAGGGUGCAUCGUAUCCUUCUUCUGAUAAGUUUUAUUUAGGAUGUGGACAGAUUCAUUAACAAUUUCUAAUUAUCCAGGAAAAAGUUUUAAUUUUUUUUUGUAUUGUGCAUUUAUCCUAUAUUUCUUUUAAAUAAUAGGAAGGACUAAUUCUAGAGCCAGAAGAGGGGGAGAGGAGAGGGGGGAGAGGAGGGAGAGAGGAGAGAGAGGUAUUCUAAAAAAAAAAUAGACUAAACCAAUUGGGAGUUCUCAGAGAUUAACUUAAGAUUUAUCUUGAUCAUUCCCUUAUAUAUAAUUUACCUCCACUCUCUUGUUCUCUUUUUUUUCUCUCCCCCUUCUCUUCGAUUAAAUUAAGAUCUAUUCAUGAACGAUCUCUUAGAAAAUCAUCUUCUGUGUCAUUGGGCGGCGUCCGGUCAGGCUCAUUGAACUCACUGAUCUGGACACUCGCCGAAAUACCGCCAAGUGAAAUCGUCCGUGUGAAGUGUGUGUUUUCAGUAAUUAUAGACCUAUGAUGAAUUCGAUUGAUUUGAAUGGAGCAAUUUCCCCCUCGACUAACAUAUUUGAUGAUUCUUCCUUAGGAGAAGGGUAGAUCCUAAAUCAAAUGGCGGGAACGAACGGACGAAUGAACGAACGUGGUGAGCGAGGAAGGCGGAAAGGAAUGGAUAGAGGGACGGACAGACGGAUGGCCGGGUAACCCAGAUCGGGUCAGUCGAGCCGAUCCUACGGAGACCGGCUGCCAGUAUGGUAUCGGACGUCGUACACGAUUCCGACUUUCUGGCCGCUUGAUUUUUUAGGCGCGUACUGUUUCCCGACCGUUUUUCAAUAUUAAAAGAAGUCAUCUACUUGCUGAGAUUGACGCCAAUCGUUUGGUCUAGAUGUGAGCAAGUUGCUGAUGUCAGAGAUAUACCGUGAAAGGAACGAAGCCGCUGGUCGAGAUGCAGUUCCUCUUUCGUAAUAACCAUAGCUAGCCAAUAAACAAGCGCUCGGUGCCUUUUGAUGGGUCGGACAAUGGCAAAAGGGAGAGCAGCCGCGAUAUUCUCAAUUGUGCUUCUGUCUAUCGCGCGCCUUCAUUCUGUCGUGGGGGUCAAGAUCCACGCGGAGGUUGCGUCCUUGAACGAGACCGCGCGCCACGAUUAUGACAUCGAGAAGAACGAGGUGCCACUUUCUCAUAAAUCUGAAAACAAAACCGACGAAUUCCUACGUGAUCAUCCGCACAAUAUGCAUGGAAAACCAACAAAGUUUGAUAUCGAGCUUCACGUGGACGAUAAAGCGGAUUAUCAGAUCGAACCGACGAGGAUGGCCAAUGUCACAGCUAAUCCAAUUGAAAUGAAUUCAACGAUCAGUCAGUCUCUGUCAAAUUUGACAGAAUGUAGAGGGAAGUUGACAGUCUCUUGUAUACGGAAGGACUUCUUGAAAUUUUUAGAUCAACUCUCAAGGGUUGACACGUACAAUGUAACAGAAUCCGUGCAAAUAAUAAGAAAACCUGAACCAAACGUCGCGUGCAACGAUCGAGAAAAAAAUGAUGAUUCGAAUUUGGAUCUUUUGGACAAGGUUCAUCGUUACGCCAGGACACAUAUGAUGAAGAUACGGUUGAAUAAGGACCUGAGUCUCGCCAGGAAAGCCAGGACGUUCUUCGGUUCCGUCUUUCAGGGAAAGAGUACCUUUUUAACAGGAUUCGGACUUGGUUUUCUAGCAUUUGGUCUGAAGAAACUGUUGCUACCCUUGUUCUUCGGCGUACAAAUAAUUAAGAGCGUGUUACUCGCUCUCUUCCUACCAAGUAUCAUCGGCAGCAUUGGUAAUAUCGUUGGAAAAGGUGUUUCCUCCUUUGCGCAAUCUUCGCAUGCCGCGCCCAUGGCGGCACCGGAAGAAAAUUUCGAGUUCAAGGAUAAUACUGAUCUUUACAACGAUGACUAUCUGACGCGACAACCGGUAGGCACGUUACCAGCAUCCGCCAUGUACGACGAGAGUAUGAUGCAGACGCAGAAAACUCCGGAUAUUGCGUCGCGCUAUGGAUUCGUUGAUUCGAGAAUAUCUCAUGCGAAUGCGCUUUCGGAUCGUUACUACACGCGACACGUGGCUGCACACGGACUUUCUAAGAAACAGGAUUUUAAGGUCUUCCACGAGAUCCCGACGAGCUCUUUGCUUUUGACGAACUACGACCCAUUCUACUCGCCCCUGCUGUCACGUCUGGAUGCCGUUUUCUCUCGUCUUGGACACAACACGGAAGGCUGCAGGGAGUACGCGGUGUGCGCGAUGUAUCGGAGUCCCGCGCGUUACGCGCCAUACUCGAACUUGGUCUCUGCCCAGCUGUCUAGGGAGCUGAACGAGCUGAGGAAACCCAGCAGCGACAAUCCCGACGUUCUACGUUUCUUCAGAUAUAUGAAAGCUGCGAAGGACGGCCAGGAUGGCGUCAAGUGCGAAGAGAUAUAUUCGAAUUGUGCGAACGCUCGCGAAGAUCAAAGCCUGAAGCAAAAUCAGGCAAUGCUCGCGACGUACCAAGAUAUUAAUAAGCUCGUUCAGGCCAGAAAGGUUUGAGAACGUCAUAACUUACUUUCGUUACUGCUGUUAAGUUAUAAUUGCAAACGCAAUAAAAAAAGAAGACACAUGGCAUCUCAUGUCGAAUGUGUGAGCUUUAGGAGCAGUGGCCUUAUAGUUCGCUGUUUGGGAGCACUAGUGCAAUCGCUAAAAAGAUUUAACGUUUGCUCUAAUGAUUGAACAUUUGUUCAUAGAUAUUGCGCAUAAUUAAAGUUUGUAGACGUUUUUAGUGGUGGAUUACUACGGUCGCACGCGAGGCGCUCGAGAGGCUUCAAGAUGCAAAACUACGAUUUUUCUUUCUCUCAAAAAUUUAAUUAACAUUUAGACAGAACUUUUAAAAUAAAAAUAAUAUUUAAAAGUUUUCAAAACGGCCUCAAUUUUAAAUUUUGGGAUAGCAUUUUAGAUGAGAGAAUCCGAAAUUGAUUUGCAUUUGAAGCUUCUGAGAAAGUCUUAAUCCGCCAUUAUUCGAAUCUGCAACUUCUGUAACAAGCUCUUGUACCAUACACAGUUUCCUAAAUUAUCGUUUGUAGCAAGUGUUGGCUCGAUGUCGAUAUUACAGCAACAUGUAAACCUGUGAAAUCUCAUAGCGAAUUCGGUUGAACGCAUCAGUGCGCACUGUUGCACAUUAAAGCCGUCGCAUACAAGUCAGCGUAAAGAUGCGUCUGUGUGUAUGUGUACGUGUGUGUAAUAUAAAUAUGUAAACGAGUUAAAUCGCGAAACCCUCAAUGUGCUGUAAAAUAUGUAUUCGGCAUUUUAUUAGUCGAGAUAUUUACAUCUCACUUCUAGAUUAGAUCAGUGUUUAACAACGGCUUUAUUACGCAUCAGUGCGCACUAAUGCGUCCAACCGAAUUCGUUAUCAGAACUUUUAUUGAUUUAUUUUUACGAAAACACAGAAUUAAGUUUAUAAUAAUUUAUACAUAUUUUUA
Messenger RNA from Temnothorax curvispinosus, 7251 nucleotides. RefSeq lists its product as uncharacterized. The coding region runs from base 4787 to 6325 and encodes 512 amino acids. Lineage: Eukaryota; Metazoa; Arthropoda; Insecta; Hymenoptera; Formicidae. The transcript has 5 exons. The record is from RefSeq and is a predicted model, not a curated record.